Messenger RNA from Spodoptera litura, 1692 nucleotides. NCBI's taxonomy places the organism in Eukaryota, Metazoa, Arthropoda, Insecta, Lepidoptera, Noctuidae. The record is from RefSeq and is a predicted model, not a curated record.
AUGGACAGCCUCGCAGAAACACAUCGAAUGGCAGUUGCAUCAUUAAGUCAGUGGAUGGCAGCUUUUGAGGCCCACUUGAAAGUUUCAUCUCCUGGAGAAGACUUGAGUGGCCUUAAGCGUGAUUACAACACUUUCAAGGACGGUAGUCCGGAAAGCCUGAUCCUUGAGGUCGAUAUCAGAGGAGUCAAAGCUGUUCUGGGCGUUGUCUAUUGCCCCCCGGCCAUCAACUAUUUCUCUCAACUGGAAACCCUUUUUGACUCUUUUUCCUCGGAGUACAAGCAUCACAUUGUCAUGGGGGAUUUUAACACUGAUCUCACUAGGUCCACCCCGAGGUCACGUGGCCUGAGGUCGAUCCUUGAGUCGUCGAAUCUUUCAGUUCUCCCACUAGACCCAACCCAUUGUAAUGUUGGUUCCGAAGACUCUUGGAUUGACCUCAUGCUCGUGUCCUCCCCAGAGCUGGUCGUUAAUCAUGGACAGGUCGCGGCGCCAGGGUUAUCUAGUGGCCAGGAAAACUGGAUUCAGUAUAAGAUAGCGAGGAAUCGGUGUAACCAGAUGGUGAGAGCUGCCAAACGCCGAUACAUUUUUGAUAGUGUUCAAAACUCUUCGCAGGCUGAUGUAUGGAAGUUCUUAAAAACUCUGGGCGUUUGUGAGACUUCAACAAGUGUUUUAUCACCAAACUUGUCCCUCAACAGUCUCAACUCGCAUUUCGCUGCAUCUACGGGUCUCACAGACGUAGUCAAACACAAAACUAUUUCUGAGAUAACUUCCAGGCCUAUAUUACCUCCUAACACAUUUUCAUUUAGUCCCGUGACUGACCUCGCGAUCCAAAGAGUUUUUGCAUCAAUUAAAUCCAGGGCGGUGGGCUCUGAUGGGAUGGGUCGAACCAUGGUCUCCUUAAUAUUCGAGCACUUCCUUCCCCAUUUUACUCACAUAAUUAAUUAUUCUAUUUUUUACGGUGUAUUCCUGUCAUCGUGGCGGAAAGCAUAUAUAAUUCCACUUCCAAAAACCUCCAAUCCUUGUCAGCCCAACCAUUACAGACCCAUUUCUAUCCUCCCUUACCUGUCCAAGAUCCUCGAAGCAGUGGUUCAUAAACAAACGUCCUCUUACAUAUUUAAACAUAAACUGCUGCCUCCCUUCCAAUCAGGUUUUCGGCCCGGCCACAGCACAUCCACUGCCCUGUUGAAGGUCACAGAGGAUGUAAGGCAUGGCAUGGAGGGUUCGAGGUUAACUGUGUUGGUUUUAAUCGACUUCUCCAACGCUUUUAACACGGUUGACUACGAUAUUCUCUUGGCCGUGCUCACUCAGAUUGGAUUCUCGGCGUCAUCGCGGGAUUGGUUUUCUACAUAUCUUCGCGGUCGCCAGCAGGCGGUUCGCGUUGGUCAGGAAUUCUCCGACUGGGGCGGGCUAACAGCUGGUGUACCGCAAGGCGGUAUACUCUCUCCUUUGUUAUUCUCUCUAUUUAUAAAUUCUAUCACUAGUCUCCUCAAAUGCUCUUAUCAUCUUUACGCCGAUGAUCUACAACUAUACGCUCAGGCUGAUAUCGCUAACUUGAACACCUGCAUAGAACAUCUCAACACUGACUUACUUGCGAUUCGCAAGUAUAUAUGGAAAGUGGGAGUAGCAGGCAGGGAGCGCGGGCGGGGUACAACAGUACAUGCGUACGCAGAACGAUCAUUAGAUUCAAAACAAUAG